AUGGCCAUGAAGCUGCUUUUUCUUCCUGAAGGUGGCUACUUCUUUGAUUCUGGGAAAAAAGCUUAUUGGACGCCCGAUCUCGAUUCUUUUCUCGCCGACCUUUUGGCCUGUACGUCUCCAGUAGUUGAGCAAAUAUUCGAUAUUGCCUUUGCGAACAAAGCCGCUUUUAUCUCUUUCAAAACUUCGGAACAGAAAUUGUCCAUAAGUCACAACCUCACCCAGAGUUCACCUAUUCUUGCAAGUUGGCUUGAUACCAAAGCCCAUGCUAGAACACAAAUCCGUGUCUCCGUAGGUACAAAUCCUAGGACCUUUUUCGCCGUCUCCGAUCAAGGUUUCCGCUGGGCAGGCGUUGACGACGAAUUUCAUGGCAUCUUGCAGGAGUGGCUUACCGGAGCUGGGACUGAGGGCGGAUGGAAGUCUGGCUAUGAACCUGAUGGAGCUUUGUUUGGUGUCAACGGAGGGUAUCUAAUUACCUGUAAAGAAGGCAGGCAUCUCGCGUGGAAUAAGAAACUCGCGGAGCCACAUGGUUAUCCAGGGCUCACCGCACGACUGACCAAAAGAUUUACCGUCACGGCGAGGGAUGAGCAAUGGUAUAAAUACAUCACGCUCAACCCACAUGUUCCAGAUGAAUGGGUUGUCAUAUGGGCUGAUGGCUCGAUAUCAUACAACUUAUCCAAGUCUUUCCAAAAGCUCUUUGGGCCAGUGAUGGAAUACUUGAGUUCUCAACCUGGAUUCUUUGACAUUUCACCCAUGAAGCCUUCUACCUCCUUCUCGACGUUGCCCAUCAUGAAACGCCCAGCUUCAUAUUCUCCAAGUCUGCAACCAGGACCAUCAAGACCACAGCAUUCAAAUCCUUUGCCACCUGCUCAUACAGUGGCAAUGAGACUAGAUGCGAGCCCGCAGCCGGUUCCUUACCAUUAUCAAUCACAUGAACGUCGAUCCUUCUUCAGACCCAGGCCGCAAGCCAACGUCCUCCCCGCUCGACCACCCUAUAGACCGGCACAAAGCUCUCCAUGGCCUAUACAACAACCCUCUACCAUGGGAUUCCCUCCACAGACAUCGCCUUUUGGACAAGCAACAGACACGACAAGUGACCAGUUGCACCAAGUCUUGGAAUUCUGGAAGGGCUGGCAGGAUCAGAUGUCCCAAACGAACCAAUCGAUAAUGAAUUCUGCAGGAGGCUCGGGUAAUGCAUUUUCGUAUCCUACUUUCGAUCCUACCGGUGGAAGCUUCAGCGGGGGAGACCCUACCGGAGGCUUACUCACAACAGGAGGAGGCUUUGUGAUGCCGGUUGAUCCGUCAAGUAUGCUGAUGAUGGGCGGCAUGCCGACAGCUGGCUUUGAUCCGACAGGAAUGUCGUACGGUUGCACAGUCAUGUAA
Bacidia gigantensis is the source of this 1380-nucleotide messenger RNA. RefSeq lists its product as uncharacterized. The coding region runs from base 1 to 1380 and encodes 459 amino acids. Lineage: Eukaryota; Fungi; Ascomycota; Lecanoromycetes; Lecanorales; Ramalinaceae. The record is from RefSeq and is a predicted model, not a curated record. The transcript has 4 exons.